This is a messenger RNA of Eublepharis macularius, 5102 nucleotides long. It is a transcript of the gene SAMD4B, whose product is annotated as sterile alpha motif domain containing 4B. NCBI's taxonomy places the organism in Eukaryota, Metazoa, Chordata, Lepidosauria, Squamata, Eublepharidae. Bases 419 to 2485 code for a protein of 688 amino acids. The transcript is spliced from 14 exons. The record is from RefSeq and is a predicted model, not a curated record. Gene Ontology annotation, biological process: nuclear-transcribed mRNA poly(A) tail shortening; negative regulation of translation; intracellular signal transduction. Gene Ontology annotation, cellular component: P-body. Gene Ontology annotation, molecular function: phosphatidylinositol-4,5-bisphosphate phospholipase C activity; protein binding; translation repressor activity.
CUGGAGUGUGUGGUGGCUGGAGCUGUGUGUGGGUCUGCCUCUCGCUCCCCCUCUCCGGCCGGGCUGGAGCGGGCCGCAGUGACGAUGAGGAAAUGAAAACUGCGGCCUCUCCAGUGAGUGAGAGAGCCAGUUUGUUCUGCCCCAUGAAAGUAAAUUGAUGCCCAGAACACAGGGGGAUCUGAAGUACCGCGUAGAGGAAGCAGACCCCAGAGGACCUGCCUAGAGUCAGAUCUUUGCAACAGCAAAGCCUCUCUUUCCAUGCCAUCCUGUCCUCUUGCUAACGGAGUAAUUGGUGCUGGGCUUUGCACACUUGUGCUGAACCCCCAGACGUGAAGUUGAAACCAUGUGAGGGGCCCUUCCCCUACUUCCCUUGACCCGUCUCGGGUGAGUUGCUGCUAAGCCCAAGGUGCCGGCCACCAUGAUGUUCCGAGACCAGGUGGGCAUUCUUGCUGGCUGGUUCAAAGGCUGGAAUGAAUGUGAGCAGACGGUGGCCCUGCUGUCGCUCCUCAAGCGUAUCUCUCGAACCCAAGCCCGCUUCCUGCAGCUGUGCCUGGAGCACUCGCUGGCAGACUGCACCGAGAUCCACGUACUGGAGUCUGAGGCCAACAGCGCAGCCAUCAUCAGCCAGUGGCAUCAAGAGCCAAAGGACAAAGUGGUCUCCCUGCUCCUCUCCCACCUGCCCCUUCUCCAGCCUGGCAACGCAGAUGCCAAGUCGGAAUACAUGAAGCUCUUGCAGAAGGUGCUGGCUUACUCUAUCGAGAGCAACCUUUUCAUAGAGGAGAGCCGGCAGCUCCUCUCCUACGCUCUCAUCCACCCCGCCACCACGCUGGAUGACCGCAACUCUCUGGCUCUUUGGCUGAACCAUCUCGAGGAACGCCUCUCAAGUGGCUACUCUGGCCAGGGCAGGGGUCGACCUGACACAGCCUACCAUUCACGCCAGGGCUCAGAUGAGUGGCAAGGCCCAGUGGAUGCAGGCCUCGGGGACCUGGGGCACAGCUGGCAGGAGAAGCCACCGCGAGAAAAUGGGCACAUGUCCUUCCACUCUUCUGGCUCGGUGCCAUCAGCCAUCAACAGUAUCGGAAGCAACACAAACACAGCUCUCCCCUGCCAAAUGCACCCCAGCCCACUGAAGCGCUCCAUGUCCCUCAUCCCCACCAGCCAGCAGGUUCCCAGUGAGUGGAUGAACGUGGAGGAGAUGGGCGCUCGGCCCGCCUUCAUCCCCGGGGGAGAACAUGCACCCCUCUCGCCCCAGAGCAGUGUGGCCUCCUCUGGUAGCGAGCAGACGGAGGAGCAGUCUGGCAGCCGCAACACCUUCCAGGAGGACGGCAGCGGCAUGAAAGAUGUCCCCUCAUGGCUGAAGAGCCUUCGCCUUCACAAAUAUGCAGCCCUCUUUUCCCAAAUGACCUAUGAAGAGAUGAUGACACUCACAGAGCAGCAUCUGGAAUCACAGAAUGUGACCAAAGGAGCAAGGCACAAAAUAGCUUUGAGUAUCCAGAAGCUGCGAGAAAGACAGAGUGUCCUGAAAUCUCUGGAGAAGGACAUCCUAGAAGGAGGCAACUUGUGGAACGCUCUCCAGGAACUGCAGCAGAUCAUCACUACCCCCAUCAAGGCUUUCCACACCCUACAGGCCAUGGCAGCCUCUAAGGAGGGCCAGCAGCUGGCAGCGGAGCCACGUGGGGCUCCCAAGCUAGGCUUGGACAAGACCAGCAAUGGGGCUGAGGAGAAGGAGCCUGCUGCCGACGCCUUCCUGCCCCCUACGGGCUCUCCUUGUGACGGGGAGUCGGGAGCAGCACCUAUCGCCGAGGGAGACAUUGCAGGGCAGUUCACACGGGUGAUGGGCAAAGUGUGCACACAAUUGCUGGUAUCUCGGCCAGAUGAGGAGAACAUCACCAGUUACCUCCAGCUGAUAGAGAAGUGCCUGAUGCAUGAGGCGUUCACAGAGACGCAGAAGAAGAGGCUGUUGUCUUGGAAGCAGCAGGUGCUGAAGCUACUCCGGACAUUUCCAAGGAAGGCCGUGCUAGACAUGCAAGGCUACCGCCCACAAAAAGGAUGGGCCUUUGGCUCCAACUCUCUCCCCAUAGCUGGAUCUGUGGGGGUGGGGGUGGCACGCAGAGGACAGCGGCAGUUCCAGAUGCCCCCGCGUGCCCUCCCCCCAAGUCGCAUGGGGAUCCUGAGUCCUGCAGGGAUUGGUGGCGUCUCUCCUCGGCACGCUCUUGCCAGCCCUAACCUGGGAAGCCAAGGACGGCAGAAUUUGUGGUUUGCCAACCCCGGGGGCAGCAACAGCAUGCCCGGCCAGAGCCGCAGCUCGGUCCAGCGAACCCAUUCGCUCCCCGUCCACACGUCCCCACAGGCCAUCCUCAUGUUCCCCCAGGAUUGCCAGCUCCCUGGAACAGAUCUGGAGAUCAACCCCACGCUGGAGUCGCUGUGUCUCAGCAUGACGGAGCAUGCGCUGGGUGAUGGCAGCGACAAGACUUCUACCAUUUGAAACGCGCUGGAUCUGCUGGUGUUCCUGAGAAGCUUUAAGGGGGCUGUUUUAUUUUUCUUCCUUUUUGUGUUACCCCCUUCCUUCCAGGGGUGUGUUGCUGUGGGGGUAGGCGAACCACUUUCUCCCCUGCCUCUCCCCAACCCACCUCCAGCAUUCCCCAGCAGUUGGAGGGAUGGGGGGGACAAAAAGCUGUCACUACAAUCUUACCAUCUUAGUGUGUUCUAAUAUUUUUUCUACCUUUUAUUAUUAUGAUAACUUCAGCUAUUGGUUUAAUAUUUUGAUGUACACGGGAGUUGGAAGAGGCUCCCAGAAGUUUAACUUGCAAAGCCAGAAGGCAUAAGGAGGCUGAAUUUGGGCCAUAUUAUUCCCUUUCGUGUUUCGGUUUCUCUUUCUUCAUCCCUCCCCUUUCCCCCCUCUGGAGCUCCAUGAAAUGAAGGGAGAGCUUAAGUCAAGGGAAGGAAGGUGAGAUGCGGAAGAGGCCUGGCCUUUCUUGCCUUGGCCGUCGUGUGGGUGCUGAACAUCCUCCCAGCGCUGGGACGUGUGAGGGCUCUGCGGGGUUAACCCAGCGAGCUGGCUCCGUCUGGACUAACCCCGCUGCUACUUUCUGUACCUGGCAAUGGGAGGGAGGGGGGGGGGCGGGUGCUGCAGAUGACUCUCAGCUUCAGUUUUUACAGAAGUGCCUCUAACACAUCCCUCGCAAAAACAGGUGGGGCGGGAGGAGGGGUUGCCCAGUGUCUGCGGGUGUCCAGAGCGAGGCUUCGUGUCUGCCUGUGCUGCCCUUUUAGGGGAAUUAUUCAGGAGGAGCUGAUGGGGGUUCCGCCCACCCACCCAGGAAAGGAGAAUGGUAUGGCCUAAGUGUGGAGCUGUGUAACCCUGAGUAUUGCUGCCUCCUUGGAGUAAUUUGACGGGGGGGAGAUCAACCUAGUUUUGUUGAAGCAGUUCAGAUGAGUUUUUGGAAAUUGCUCAGCAGUUUGAGGUUCAGGAGCAGAGUUCUCUUUUUAGUGGAGCUGGUUUGGGUUCCUUGUACAGGUGCAAGAUUUCGUUCUUUCCCCAGUGAUGGUAGGAUGGGGAGUCAAAAGACAGAUGGAAGGGAAGCAGUUCUCUUUUUUUUUUCUUUCACAAGCUCAGUCACAGAUCGAUAAUCCUUUUAGUGGUUUGGGAGGGUGCACAGUUGUCUGCCUUCCUUGAAAUGGGGAGGGCAGUGCAGCUUCCGGCAGAUUGGCCACAGCAAAUCUCUGCUGCCCUGAGGAAUGUAGGAGCCGUCCCCCUCCCCAAUUCUUUACACUAGUUGCUGAUCACUUACUGACGACUGGUGGUGGCAGCUUGGCUCUCGUCUGUGGGGUUUAUGGUGCUAAUGAACUGGUGCACUGAGGGGGGCAGGAUCUAGUUGGAGACAACGUGGUCCAAAGAUUGGAGACUGCCACCUCCAGCCUGGGGGAGGGAGGAAGGAAAGACUCCUGGGCAUGAAUCCAAAUGGCACAAGAAAUAUUGGAGAGGGGGGAUAGCACAUCUGCACACUCUAAUUCAUAUGAACACUACAAAGGGGGAAGGGGCUGAAAUUCUAUACACCUCAGAAUUGGCAUUUGGAUUUGCUUGCUGAGUCUCUCCUGUUUUUUAUGCGUAGCUUUACUGAGGGUGGGGGGAGCGGAGAGAGUGAAAUGGCCGCCAGCCCCAUGAUUGCAGCUCCUCUGGGCUUUGGAGACGGAGGGUAGCCCAGGAGGGCUCUAGACGCUGGCUGUCUCGUUUUUGUUUUCCGGACAGGCCUGUGUGAUGCAAUCAGGACUGGGCUUCCAAGCAUUUGGGGGCGGGGGCGGAUCCCUUGCGGCAUGAACAGGCCUUUGCGGGCAGGAGCAGUCUUAGCCACAGUGUAUCUGGGGCAGCUGCCCCAUACCCUUGCUCCCUGACAGAGGGAGAAAGAAGAGGAAAAGCAGGCAGGAUCCCGGGGCUGCCGUGGGCCAAGGGCUGUCCCUUUCUUGAGCCUGGGGUUCAUCCCAGAAUCACCACGUCUGCCCAUUUGUUGAGGUUCACAGACGCGGCAGUGCUUGGAACGGCUUUGGGUCUUGGGGGUGGGAGGGGGCAAAGCAGAGAGGCGGUUGCUGAUGUCCUCUGAGCCAGAGCAUACCUUUCCAGCCACGUCUUUGCAUGGUGGGUGAACCCCCCCCUGCCCCCGGAAGGCAGACCUCAGCGGGCCCCCAGGUACAGAGAAACCCUUCUCCGCUCCCCCUUCCUCUCUCAUCCUCAAGAACUGUUUUAAAUAUAAAGGCCUUUUUCCAAAGUCUAUACUGAACUGUAGCGUGCAAAAAAAGCAAACCUGAGAGAACUAUUUCUAAAGAAGAAUAAGUAGAGUGACACAGUUCCUGUUUCAGAUAGAAAUGUUAUUUUAGAUACAUUUUAUUAUGAAUAACUUUUGUUAUGACUAUGGCUGGUAACCAUGAAUACGUUAUUUAAAAAAAAACACACAAAACAUUUUACAAAAAAAUUCCACAUUCUGACUUUAGAUUGCUUUGUUGGACUCCUUGGCUGCUUCCCCCUUCUAGUUUUGCUUUGUAAAAGGCAUCCAGAAUUUAAGUAUUAGCCCUUUUUUAUUAACCUCUAUGAUAAAGCUGUGCUUAUUUUG